AUGGCUCAAGUCUAUGUUGAUGAUAUCAUCUUUGGAUCUACGAAUGAUGAACUUGCUCAUAGCUUCUCAAAACUCAUGCAAACCAAGUUCGAGAUGAGCAUGAUUGGAAAGCUAACUCACUUCCUUGGAUUGCAGAUUCGUCAACAAAAUUCAGGUAUAUUUCUAUCUCAGUCUAAAUAUGCUAAGAACCUUGUGAAAAGAAGCGUGAGAGGUAGCCUACUUUACCUUAUUGCUAGUAGACCUGACAUUAGUUACAGUGUGGGUGUGUGUGCUAGAUAUCAGGCUAAUUCCAAAGAAUCUCAUAUGACUACUUUAAAAAGAAUAAUAAAGUAUGUCAAAACCACUACCGACUUUGGUGUGUGGUAUAGCAAAGACAAAAAUGAUGUCUUAGUUGGGUAUUCUGACGCUGAUUGGGCUGUGAAUGCUGAUGAUAGAAAGAGUACAUCAGGAGGUUGUUUUUAUGUGGGUAAUAAUUUUGUCUCCUGA
Molecule: messenger RNA, 486 nt
Organism: Quercus lobata
Lineage: Eukaryota; Viridiplantae; Streptophyta; Magnoliopsida; Fagales; Fagaceae
Exons: 2
Coding region: 1-486 (161 amino acids)
Source: RefSeq, a predicted model, not a curated record